CUGGUCUCUCUCUCCUGCUCCAGUAACUGGAGGUACAAGUUCCUUCUUCACCAGCCUCAACUUCAUUUCUCAGGUCUAGGCUGUGUUCUGCUGCUACAGCCAUGGCACCCAAAAAGAACAAGGCAACCAAAAAGAGUAAAGGAGACAUAAAUGAAAUGACCAUAAUGGUUGAGGACAGCCCCAUCAACAAGAUCAAUGGGUUAAACACUCUGUUAGAAGGAGGUAACGGCUUCAGCUGCAUUUCAACUGAAGUUACUGAUUCUGUGUAUGCACCAAACCUCCUGGAGGGUAUGAGCAACAUGAGACAAGAGAGCUUCCUCUGUGAUCUAACAGUCGCCACCAAGUCAAAAUCAUUUGACGUCCACAAGGUUGUCAUGGCCUCCUGCAGCGAGUACAUUCGUAACAUCUUGAAGAAGGAUUCUGCCCUCCAAAAGAUCGACUUGAACGACCUCUCACCGGUCGGCCUCGCCACUGCAAUCACAUACGCAUACUCCGGAAAGCUGACCCUGUCGCUGUACAGCAUCGGCAGCACUAUUGCUGCAGCCAUGCUGCUGCAGAUCGGCAGCCUGGUGAAGAUGUGCAGUGAUUUCCUCAUGCAGGAGCUCAGCGUUGAGAACUGUAUGUAUGUGGGCAACAUCGCCGAUGCCUACGACCUCAAAGAAACCAAGGAGGCGGCUCAGAAGUUCAUGCGGGAGAACUUCAUCGAGUUUUCCGAGAUGGAGCAGUUCCUCAAGCUCACCUAUGAGCAGAUCAGUGAUUUCCUGUCUGAUGAUUCUCUGCAGCUCCCCUCUGAGGUCACCGCCUUCCAGAUUGCCAUGAAGUGGUUGGACUUUGAUGAGAAGAGGCUGAAAUACGCAGCAGAUCUCCUAACUCUCAUCCGCUUCGGCACUAUCUCUGCCCAAGACCUGGUGAACCAUGUCCAGAGUGCGCCCAGGAUGAUGCAAGACCCCGAGUGCCACCGUCUCCUUGUUGACGCCAUGAAUUACCAUCUGCUGCCAUACCAACAGAACAUCCUCCAGUCACGCAGAACAAAGGUACGCGGUGGCCUCAAGGUGGUACUCACAAUUGGUGGACGUCCUGCUUUGACAGAGAAAUCUCUCAGCAAGGAUGUUCUCUACAGAGAUGCAGAUAACCUGUGGAAUAAGUUGACAGAAAUGCCAGCAAAGAGCUUUAAUCAGUGUGUGGCAGUCUUGGAUGGCUUCCUGUAUGUGGCAGGUGGUGAGGACCAGAAUGAUGCAAGGAAUCAGGCUAAACAUGCUGUUAGCAACUUCUGCAGAUAUGACCCACGCUUCAACACUUGGAUUCACUUGAGCAACAUGAUCCAGAGGCGCACCCACUUCAGCCUCAACACCUUCAAUGGCCUCUUGUUUGCCGUCGGAGGGCGAAACUCUGAUGGUGUUCAGGCCUCUGUGGAGUGCUAUGUGCCUUCCUCCAACCAGUGGCAGAUGAAAGCUCCCAUGGAAGUGCCCCGCUGCUGUCAUGCCAGCUCCGUCAUCGAGGGCAAGAUCCUUGUGUCUGGAGGUUACAUCAACAACGCCUACUCCAGGGCUGUGUGCUCGUAUGACCCCUCUACCGACACCUGGCAGGAUAAGAACAGUCUCAGCACACCUCGAGGCUGGCAUUGCGCUGCCACCGUGGGAGACCGAGCCUACGUCAUCGGUGGCAGUCAGUUGGGAGGUCGUGGGGAGAGAGUGGAUGUCCUCGCCGUCGAAUCUUACAAUCCUCACAACGGGCAGUGGAGCUACAGCACGCCUCUUCACACAGGAGUGAGCACAGCCGGUAUUUCCAUUUUGAACAACAAGGUCUAUCUGCUUGGAGGCUGGAACGAGGGCGAGAAGAAGUACAAGAAAUGCAUUCAGGUUUACAACCCUGACCUCAAUGAAUGGACUGAGGAUGACGAAUUGCCAGAAGCUACAGUCGGCAUCUCAUGCUGUGUCGUCACCAUACCCACACGGAAAACACGAGAAUCCAGAGCCAGUUCAGUUUCAUCUGCACCAGUCAGUAUAUAAGAGUUUAAGUGAUACUAAUGGUGUAGUUUACAUGUCCAAAGGUCUCGAACUUGGCUGUUGCAUAAAGCUUGGUUCUCAACUCUACCAACAGUCGCAUUUUUGGGGCUAAGAUGGUCAGUUUAAAUGGUCAUCAACUUUCUUCAGAUGAGCAAAAAUUAGUAAAAUGCAAAAAUUACGAAUUUGGGAACACAUUCUUACAAAGUUAGUAAAAAAAAAAAAAAAAUUCAAUUCAUUUAAAGCAAAUUGAAGCCAGUGCUGGCAAGGAGAAGUCAUAAACUAAAUUUUAUUUCGACAUUAAUAGUUUGCAUUUGGUGCAGAGCAAUAUGUUUCAAUUUUAUCAUUUUUAGACAGAAUUUUCCUUUUGGGGCCAAAUCAGUUGGGAUUUUCAUUAACCCUUUUUUAUAGCAAAUAUAAUGUUAUAUGGAAGGCAUUAAAGUAUAAAAUCAGUGUGGAAAUUGAUCUGUAACAUAACUGUCUUUUUUACCCAGUGCCAUUGAAAUAAUAAUGCUGGAUUUUGUGACAGUCCAGUUUAUGGUGACAACUGCUACUGUGAUUCUCAGAUACUUGAACAGAAUAAUGAGUGUCAGAAAGCUGGAGCUGGAAUAAGUGUCCGCAUCACCUACCAGGAGUAGGUGCUUGUGAUUAGUGUGUAAACACCCCACACACUAAGACUGCAGUUUCUCUACAUGUGUCUAAUGUAUAGCAAUCAGUAGUCUUGUGUCGUAUGUUGUGUGAUCAAACACCAUCAGUGCGAAGGAAACUGUUCUGUUGGGAAGAUGUUGGAAUGAUGAGGGUUGAAUGGGCCUAGAUGUGACAGUAGGAAACUAUUUUGUAAAAAAUAAAAAGAGAAAUAUGACUUGGGAAUGAUGUUGUCAGCCUGAGCUUUCCUGGAAGUCAGUACUCAUGAAUUCCCUGACUGCUCAUGUCUUUUCUUUUUUUGUUUGUUUUUAAAUUUAACUUUAAAUUAAAGAGAUGAAGUGUAAGAUACUAUGA
Seriola dumerili (greater amberjack) is the source of this 3002-nucleotide messenger RNA. It is a transcript of the gene klhl31, whose product is annotated as kelch like family member 31. Gene Ontology annotation, biological process: negative regulation of protein phosphorylation. Gene Ontology annotation, molecular function: protein binding. The record is from RefSeq and is a predicted model, not a curated record. Gene Ontology annotation, cellular component: cytoplasm; nucleus. The coding region runs from base 102 to 2009 and encodes 635 amino acids. The transcript is spliced from 3 exons. Lineage: Eukaryota; Metazoa; Chordata; Actinopteri; Carangiformes; Carangidae.